This is a messenger RNA of Cucurbita pepo subsp. pepo (vegetable marrow), 3129 nucleotides long. Its product is annotated as phosphatidylinositol 4-phosphate 5-kinase 8. Gene Ontology annotation, biological process: phosphatidylinositol phosphate biosynthetic process. The record is from RefSeq and is a predicted model, not a curated record. NCBI's taxonomy places the organism in Eukaryota, Viridiplantae, Streptophyta, Magnoliopsida, Cucurbitales, Cucurbitaceae. Gene Ontology annotation, molecular function: 1-phosphatidylinositol-4-phosphate 5-kinase activity; ATP binding. Gene Ontology annotation, cellular component: plasma membrane.
GCCCUGACCGAUAGAAAAAGGUUAUCGAUGAUCAGGUACAGCUCUGCUUCCUCCAUUUUAAUACUGCCCAUUUGAAUCGAUACUGUUCCUCUCUCCUGUGCUUCCACGUGAUUAUUAUUGUCCAUGAUUCUUCAUCUUCAUCUUCAUCUUCAUACACAAGCAAUCAUCCAAUCCAAAUCCGAAUCCAAAUCCCCAUUUUCCCUGCACCGAACGUGGUCGAUUCCUUUCUGCAUCGAAGCGGUUGCUGCUUUUUUUUGUGUGGCUGUUUUGGAUUCCUCAGCGCUUUUCUUUGACUGGUACAGGUACUUGUAUUUGCAUGCCUUUCAAUCCUAUAAUGAUGUCUCACCAUCCGCGCAUCGAACAGUGAUUUUAGAUGAUCCAUUUGGAGAGAGAGGAGAGAGAAGAGAGAAGAGAGAGAGCGAGAGGGUCAAUUGUGGAUUCGGAGUUGGAGCUGUACUGUGAGCUUCCCAAGUGGAUGAUAUAACUCGUAUGGAUGGUCAACAUUGGGGAAACCUAUUGGUUUUAAGAACCUAGAUGGAAGUCAUGGAUGUCAUGGUGCAGAAAAUGUGACCUGUGCUCAUGGAAGAUUUCCAAGGGAUUACUGAGAAUGUUUUCGCAAAUGGAGAUGUAUAUAUCGGCAGUUUCAAAAAUAGUUUGCUACAUGGGAAGGGAAAGUACACUUGGUUUGAUGGAGCAACUUAUGACGGUGAUUGGGAAGAUGGAAAAAUGACAGGCAAGGGAAAGAUUAUCUGGCCAUCAGGAGCAAAAUAUGAGGGUGAAAUCUCUGGUGGUUAUCUUCAUGGUUUUGGCACCUUCAACUAUUCUGAUGGGUCCAUCUAUAAUGGAGAUUGGAGGAUGAAUAUUCACCAUGGGAUUGGACAAAAACUAUAUGCUAAUUUAGACAUUUAUGAUGGAUCUUGGAAAGAAGGGAUGCCUGAAGGUUGUGGAAGAUACUUCUGGAGUUCUGGAAAUUCUUAUAUUGGGAACUGGAAGGGUGGGCAAAUGUGUGGUAAAGGGAUCAUGAAAUGGGUAAAUGGUGAUCAUUUCAUUGGCUUUUGGUUGAAUGGAUUUCGACAUGGUUCUGGGGUCUAUCAUUUUGCUGAUGGUGCAUAUUACUUUGGAUCAUGGAGUAGGGGCCUCAAGGAUGGAAAAGGAACAUUUUAUCCUGCUGGAAGCAAACCACCAUCCCUGGAGAAGUGGCAUAACUUUCUUGGUUAUGACAUUCAUGGAAAAGGGUUUCUAUCUCGUACGCUGUCACUAAAUUCAGAGAAAGAAAAAGCUCCAAAGCAUGGCCUUAAGCACAGUUUCUCAGAGAAAUUUGCCAUCACUGGAAUUUCAAGUGCUGGACUAUCAAAUUGGCCUAGGUCGAUGGACAUAAAUUGGGGCUUAAGUGAUCCUACUCGAGAAGCAUUAGCUGAUGAAGAUUCUCGUAUGAUGUCCCAUACAUCUGAUCAAGGUCAACAUAAUGUAGCAUAUAAGGAUAGAACGGUUUAUGAAAGGGAGUACGUGCAAGGAGUGUUGAUACAAGAGAGGGUUAAGGACUAUGAAGAAAUAUUUCAUAGAAGUAAGGAACAAAAGAAAACUACUGUCAAAGAAGCAAGAAAGGUGUCAUGCAUUAACUUCUUUGAAAGUCGUCGGAGCUACUAUUUAAUGCUUAAUUUGCAACUUGGUAUAAGGUAUACUGUUGGUAAGAUUACACCAGUUCCCAUGCGUGAAGUUCGAUCUUCUGAUUUUGGAAGACGGGCUAGAAUAGUGAUGUACUUUCCUGGAAAGGGCUCUCAGUUUACACCUCCACACUAUUCUGUCGACUUUCAUUGGAAAGACUAUUGUCCUAUGGUCUUCAGGAAUUUGAGGGAGAUGUUCAAACUAGAUGCAGCCGAGUAUAUGAUGUCCAUAUGUGGCGAUGAUGGUCUAAGGGAACUCUCAUCUCCCGGGAAAAGUGGAAGUAUCUUUUACCUUUCUCAAGAUGAUAGAUUUGUGAUCAAGACUCUGAAGAAAUCUGAGUUGAAGGUUCUACUCAAAAUGCUUCCUAAAUAUUAUGGUCAUGUAAAAGAACAUGAAAAUACUCUCAUAACAAAAUUUUUUGGUCUCCAUCGCAUAACAAUUUAUGGUCACAGUAAGGUACGCUUUGUGGUCAUGGGAAACAUGUUCUGCACAGAAUUAAAAAUUCAUCGUCGUUAUGAUCUGAAGGGCUCAACUCUCGGGAGAUAUACUCAUGGAGAUAAAUCCAGAGAUGGUAUAACAAUGAAGGAUCUCGAUUUGUCAUAUGAAUUUCAUAUGGACAAAUUAUUGCGACAAUCCCUUUUCAAACAAAUUUCUCUCGAUUGCAUGUUUUUGGAGUCUCUGAACAUAAUUGACUAUAGCCUACUGCUCGGAGUGCAUUUUCGACCUCCUGAGAAACUGAAGGCUUUGUUGGAACCUCCUGCUACAGUUCAUAAUCCUGAUAAUUUACACCAUGAUGAUGAAGGUGAAUCUUCAGUAAGCGAGCCAAUGAUUUCUCCAAAGGGUCUAUUACUUGUAACACAUGAACCUAGCUCUGUAACCACUGCUCCUGGUCCUCACAUCAGAGGAAGACCAUUGAAGACCUACUCAUUAGGUGACAGAGAAGUUGAUGUAUUACUGCCUGGUACAGCGAGAUUUCGAGUGCAGCUGGGAGUAAAUAUGCCAGCCCAGGCUAGCCACAAGCUUCUCGAUGAUAAGUCGGAGUCUUCAGAAGUAGAACUUUUUGAGUUAUACGACGUAGUUCUUUACAUGGGCAUUAUAGAUAUACUGCAAGAAUACAAUUUGAAGAAGAAGCUAGAGCAUGCGUACAAGUCUUUAAGAUUUGACCCUCUUUCGAUAUCGGUCGUGGAGCCUCAUCUGUACGCCACACGAUUCAAAAGGUUCUUGGAAAAGGUCUUCCAUGACUUGCCAUGAACAAUGUAAGUAAACCAGCUUGUAUCUGUAUUUGUAUUUUGGUUUUUUGAGUUGUGCUCUCUUUCCUUUGUUUUUGUUGUCCUUAUUGUUUUCUGUGUUAGAUGAUUUGCUUAAGUUGCCUUUGAAAUAAAGAGUACAGGAUCAUUUUACAGUCAAUUCAUUGUAAAGUUAAAUAAAUGUUUAUUCAAUAAAUGGACCAUAGUUUUUUUUCUA